Molecule: messenger RNA, 927 nt
Organism: Caenorhabditis elegans
Lineage: Eukaryota; Metazoa; Nematoda; Chromadorea; Rhabditida; Rhabditidae
Gene: cut-2
Product: Cuticlin 2
Exons: 2
Coding region: 152-799 (215 amino acids)
Cellular component (GO): extracellular region
Source: RefSeq, marked reviewed
UGGUUUUGACCAAUACCUUCCUCUCGCCUGAAAGGCAGGCUCCUUUGGCAUUUUAUUCGAAAAGCCCCGCCCACAUGCUUCACCCUUUUUAAGCGACGGGCCAAUCGGUAAAAGUCAUCCAAUUCAUUUGGUUCUAACACUUCUAUUAAACAUGCAGAAGCUCAUCGUUUUCUUCACAACCAUCGCCGCCGCUCAGGCUUUCCUUCUUCCAUCUGGAGGAGGUGGAGGAUGUGGAUGCGCUCCACCACCACCACCACCACCAUGCGGAUGCGGAGCACCAGCUCUUCCACCACUCCAACUCCCACGCUUUGAGCUCCCAAGACUUUCUCUUCCAUCCCUCGGAGGAGGAUGCGGAGGACCAGCUCCAUGCGCCGCUGCCCCAAUCGCUGCCCCAGCAGGAGGAUAUGCCACCGCCCCAGCUGCUCCAGUCGGAGGAUACGCUACCGGACCAGCUUUCGGAGGAGCCGCCCCAAUCGGAGGAGCUUACCAAGCCGCCCCAGCUUUCGUAGGAGCCGCCCCAGUUGGAGGAGCUUACCAAUCCGGGCCAGCUUUCGGAGGAGCCGCCCCAGCCGGAGGAGCCUACCAAUCUGGACCAGCUUUCGGAGGAGCCGCCCCAGCCGUCGGAGGAGCUUACCAGGCCGGACAAGCCGCUGUUGAAUCUGCCCCACUCGGAGGAGCUGCCCCAGCCGGAGGAUACCAAGCAUCUGCCCCAGCUGCCGUUGAAGCCGCUCCAGCCGCCGGAGGAUAUCAGGCUGCUGCCCCAGCCGGAGGAGCCUACGCUGGACACAAGAAGAACUAGACGAUCUAAUAACGUUUAGAUAUAUCUCCUUUUAUUUAUUCGUUGUUAUCAAUUGUUGAAUCUUCCUUUACCUGUAUAUCAAGUCAAUUGUUUUGACCCAAUUCUCGAAAUGAAAUUUUGGUCUCAAA